Molecule: messenger RNA, 1167 nt
Organism: Physeter macrocephalus (sperm whale)
Lineage: Eukaryota; Metazoa; Chordata; Mammalia; Artiodactyla; Physeteridae
Product: MAGUK p55 subfamily member 2
Exons: 9
Cellular component (GO): cell-cell junction; plasma membrane
Molecular function (GO): protein binding
Source: RefSeq, a predicted model, not a curated record
AUGGCCGGCAGCCCGGGCUGCGGGGCCUCCUUGGAGGGUAUAUCCUUGGGCUCCUCUGAGGAAGCCGAGCUCCGGAGGGAAGCCAUGCAGCAAGUCCUGGACAACCUGGGAUCCCUCCCCAAUGCCACAGGGGCAGCCGAACUGGACCUGAUCUUCCUUCGAGGCAUUAUGGAAAGUCCUAUAGUGAGAUCCCUGGCCAAGGCCCAUGAGCGGCUGGAGGAGACGAAGCUGGAGGCCGUGCGGGACAACAACCUGGAACUGGUGCAGGAGAUCCUGCGGGACCUGGCGCAGCUGGCCGAGCAGAGCAGCACGGCGGCUGAGCUGGCCCGCAUCCUCCAGGAGCCCCACUUCCAGUCCCUCCUGGAGACGCACGACUCUGUGGCCUCAAAGACCUAUGAGACACCACCCCCCAGCCCCGGCCUGGACCCCACGUUCAGCAACCAGCCCGUGCCUCCUGAUGCGGUACGCAUGGUGGGCAUCCGCAAGACGGCUGGAGAGCAUCUGGGCGUGACAUUCCGCGUGGAGGGUGGCGAGUUGGUGAUCGCACGCAUUCUGCACGGGGGCAUGGUGGCUCAGCAAGGCUUACUGCAUGUGGGCGACAUCAUCAAGGAGGUGAACGGGCAGCCGGUGGGCAGCGACCCCCGCGCGCUGCAGGAGCUCCUGCGCAACACCAGCGGCAGCGUUAUCCUCAAGAUCCUGCCCAGCUACCAGGAGCCCCACCUGCCCCGCCAGGUAUUUGUGAAAUGCCACUUUGACUAUGACCCAGCCAGAGACAGCCUUAUCCCCUGCAAGGAAGCCGGCCUGCACUUCAGUGCUGGGGACCUGCUUCAGAUUGUAAACCAGGACGACGCCAACUGGUGGCAGGCGUGCCACGUAGAAGGGGGCAGCGCUGGGCUCAUCCCCAGUCAGCUACUGGAGGAGAAGCGGAAAGCCUUUGUCAAGCGGGACCUGGAGCUGACACCCACCUCAGGGGCCCUGUGCGGCAGUAUUUCAGGAAAGAAAAAGAAGCGAAUGAUGUAUUUGACCACCAAGAAUGCAGAGUUUGACCGCCACGAGUUGCUCAUUUAUGAGGAGGUGGCCCGCAUGCCCCCCUUCCGCCGGAAAACCCUGGUGCUGAUCGGGGCUCAGGGUGUGGGCCGGCGCAGCCUGAAGAACAAACUCAUCAUG